This is a messenger RNA of Pelagomonas calceolata, 12504 nucleotides long. Lineage: Eukaryota; Pelagophyceae; Pelagomonadales; Pelagomonadaceae. The record is from the annotation of a GenBank genome assembly.
CUGUCCUUUAUGAGUCGUUGCCACAGUGCUGCAGUUGUUCUCUCAGCGUGUCGCUUGCUGCACCUAGCAGAGAGCAAAAUGAGACCAUACCCGCACGAAAAGACGACCCGUCUCGACUGCCAGACCCAGAGCUAAACGUGGUGCGCCAAGGAGUUGCCCGUGCGGAGGACCAAGAAAAGCAACAAGGGCUCUCCGGUUGAUGGGGAGGGCUCAACGAGGUAUUGCGGGGAGCAGCAACGAGCGCACGAGGGCUGCCCAUUCAGGUUAGACAAAUUCGAGGACACGACCAAGGCAGCACUCAGCGACGGGGGCACGAUGACGAUGGGCAGCUGCCCCGAUGUAAAGACCGCUGCCAUGGCACAGGUGGGGGGUGAAGACAGGGCAGCACCUCCCGGCGCGAUGGCGCCUCCUCAAAAGAAGCGCAGCUCCCAUCAAAAGGCACUCGUCGCGCACUCGUCGCGGAGCGUCGUCGGCGUGCUGCUGCUGGCGUUGACGGGCCUGGGCGCCGCGGCUGAGCGCGCGCCCGGGCACGAGCGCCCCUCCGUCGCGGUCAAACGCAACGAUAACGCUGUCGUGCCGGCCGCGGCGGAGCGCCCUUCCGCGGUCGAGCACAGCGCAGUCGCUGCCGAGCCCGAGUUUAUGAGGAGCGUGCGCCCGGCGCAGUCGUUCGCGUCCCGCGUCGACUUUUGAACUCGUAUUUUUGAUGACCCUUGUUUUGUCGCAGGCGGCGGCGCCUUGACACGUGCGUGAACGACGAUUCGACCAGCGAUGACUUUGGCGAUACGUGCUCCGGUUGGUACGACAAUAAUGACAACUGUAGCGGAGAUUAUGACGACGCGGAUUUCUCGUCGAACGUCCAGUGCUGCAAGUGUGGUGGCAGCAAGAGGUGUGACAUCGUCGUGUCCGGAACCAGCUAUCAAAGCGGCAGGCAUGGGACCUAUGAACAAAGUGGGUCGUGCGACGGCCACCCCAGCUGGAAGUGCGACGACUGUAGCAGCACGCAAUACCUCUGGUAUCACACUGGCGGGUACUGGGCCAUUGGCUCGGGGGGCUGCGGCACAGACUCUAUAGGCAUGUAUAUCUUCACAGAUGCAGACCUCGCGGACGUGUCCGGAGAUUGGACCGAGUGGACCGGGUCCGAGUGGCAAACGAACUCCGCCAUCUCGGUCACGUGUGCCGUAUCUUGUGCGUACCCAUCGUAUCAAGGCAACGGCUAUUGCACCCCAAGCAACAACGUGGCUUCCUGCGAGUACGACGGUGGGGACUGCUGCGAGUCGACGUGCAUUUCAACCGACGUCUAUGACUGCGGAGUGAACGGGUACAGCUGUAAUGAUCCAGACGCCUGCACAGCCUCGGAAUCCGACGACUGGUGUUCCUGUGGGAUCAGCACCUCGACUUCGUACUCAGACAACGACAUUUGCUGCGAUGAAAGAUGCGGAGCAUGCGGUGGAACGGACUGUAACAGUUACGCUGACGGCAUCUCGUGCUGCACGUCCACUAUAGUUAAUGCCGAGGUCUACUGCGAAUCCCCUUCGGACGCCAGUUGCAUCAUCCCUGGGGACCCAACGGCACGGCCGACGCCUCAGCCAGUCCCAAAUCCGACGCCGCGCCCGGUGCAGCUGACGAACUAUGUCAUGACCGACAGCAACAUCAAAACGGCCGUCACGGCGUGGCUCGCGGACGCGACGGCAGCCGAGGCGACGUACGGCCUCAUUUCCACGUGGGAGACUUCAGGGGUGACUGACAUGGAUGAGUUGUUUUGCGCCGGGGACUAUUGUGACUACUUCAACUCGGGGGCAGCGUCCUUCAACGAGGACAUUAGCUCGUGGGAUACCUCCGGCGUCACGUCGAUGGAGUCGAUGUUCGACGGCGCCGCUGCAUUUAACCGAGACAUCGGUGAUUGGGCGGUCCACAGCGUCACAAGCAUGGACUACAUGUUUUCUGGCUCGUCGUUUAACCAGGAAAUUGGUGAUUGGGACACCUCUGGCGUCAAAAGCAUGGAGGGCAUGUUCGCGGUGAACACGGCCUUCGACCAGGACCUCGGCGCGUGGGACACCUCCGGCGUCACGUCGAUGGAGUACAUGUUCUACGGCGCCAUGUCGUUUGACCAGGACAUCGGCGCGUGGGACACCUCCGGCGUCACGUCGAUGAACUCCAUGUUCUACUACGCGUCGGCCUUCGACCAGGACCUCGGCUGGUGCGUGGACGACAGCGUGAGCCUGAGCUCCGCGUUCAUCAUAAGCGGGUGCUCCUCGACGUCGUGUGGCGUCCUGCAGGGCGACGCCUGCGCUCCGACGCCGCGGCCAGUGCCAAAUCCGACGCCGCGGCCAGCACCUGCCCCCACACUGCUGCCAAUUCCGAAUCCGACGCCGCGCCCGACCGAAGUACCGACGUCAGCGCCAUCUCCGCGCCCGACGCCGGAGCCUUCGCCCAAAGCUGGAGAUCCGACGGCACGACCAGUCCCAAAUCCGACGCCUCAGCCAGCACCUGCCCCCACACUGCUGCCAAUUCCGAAUCCGACGCCGCGCCCGGUACAGCAGACGAACAAUGUCAUGACCGACAGCAACAUCAAAACGGCCGUCGCUGCGUGGCUUUCGGAUCCGACGGCCGCCGAGGCUUCGUACGGCCACAUUUCUACGUGGGAGACUUCGGGGGUGACUAGCAUGCAAUUUUUGUUUUGCGGAAGUACAGGAUCUUUUUGCAACACAGCAGCGGCGUCCUUUAACGAGGACAUCAGCGCGUGGGAUACCUCCGGUGUCACGAGCAUGUACUUUAUGUUCUGCGACGCCUCGGCCUUUAACCAGAACAUUGGUGGUUGGGCAGUUCACAGCGUCAUGAAUAUGCUAGCGAUGUUCCAACGCGCGUCGGCCUUCAACCAAGACAUCAGUGGUUGGGCAGUCGACAGCGUCACGGACAUGCAACAGAUGUUCAGCGGUGCCUCGGCCUUCGACCAGGACCUCAGCGACUGGAGUAUCGACAGCGUCACGAGUAUGCAUAAGAUUUUCAACGAAGCCUCGGCCUUCGACCAGGACCUCGGCUGGUGCGUGGACAACGAUGUGAGCCUGUACGAGGCGUUCUCCAACACCCCAUGCGCGUCGAUGUCGUGCGGCGUCUUGCAAAAGGACGAGAACGGCGACUGCUCGGCGUCCUGUGCAGGCACUCCGAACUGGAUCGGCGACGGCAUGUGCGACUCGUCAAACAACAACGCUGCGUGCUCGUACGACGGCGGAGAUUGCUGCGAGGCGACGUGCGUUUCGUCGACCUCUUAUACCUGUGGGAACUACGACUGCGUUGACCCAGAUGUUCCCGUCAACCCGCCGACGCCGCGCCCGACCGAAGUACCGACGUCAGUACCAUCUCCGCGCCCGACGCCGGAGCCUUCGCCCAAAGCUGGAGAUCCGACGGCACGACCAGUGCCGAGACCGACGCCGUUCCCGACCGAAGUACCCCAUCCGCACCCGUCUUAUGUACCGACGUCAGCGCCAUCUCCGCGCCCGACGCCGCGCCCGACGCCGGUGCCGACGGUGGCACCCGGUGAUCCGACCGCGCGCCCAUUGCCGAGACCGACGCCGUUCCCGACCGAAGUACCCCAUCCGCUGCCGACGCCACGCCCAACGCCAGUGCCGACGGUGGCGCCCGGCGAUCCGACUGCGCGCCCGUCGCCGCGACCGACUGCGCGUCCAACCGCGCGCCCGACGCCGGCGCCAUCGGUGGCGCCCGGCGAACCUACUGCGCGGCCGACACCGGCGCCGACGCAGCGACCGACGCCGCGCCCGACGCCUCGGCCGACGCCCGCGCCGACGCCUGAGACCUCGGACGCCGUCGAGGGCACGAUUACUUGCGAGGGCAUCACGCUGGCAGAAGCCGAGGCGAAUGCGAACGUCUACGCGUCGGCGGUCGCCGACCUCUACAACGUCGCCGCCAGCAAAGUUAUUGUGACGUUUUCAUCUGGCCGAAGGCGUCUCCAAAGCGGGAGCGUCGUCGUCAGCUACGUAGUCCUCUACGAUUCUCCCGCAGCCGCUGCCGCCGCGGUCGACGCGGCCGCGAGCCACACCGCCUCAGACUUCCUCUCGGCCGUACAGGGCGCUGCUGCCGACGCUGGCGUGGCCGACGUAUUCGCCGCGGCUUCGGUCGAGGACGUGGGUGCUCCCGAGGCGGCGACGACCGGGCUCGACUGCUAUUACUUAGAUUGGGCCGGCGACGGUUAUUGUGACUCCCAGAACAACGUCGAGUCUUGCAAUUACGACAAGGGAGACUGCUGCGCGUCGACGUGCGUCUCCACUUCCACAAAUACGUGUGGGGAGAGUGGCUACGACUGCGUCGACCCCGACGUCGCCGCGCUCUGGAACGGCUGCGGCUGGGUCGAGAGCAAUAGUAACACGGACGGCGAGCAAUCGGUCGGCCAGGUGUCUUCGCCCGACGAGUGUAUUGAGAAAGUAAUGGAUCAGUGCCCUGACUUCGAGAUCGCGAACUUGCCUGAAUCCGGCGUGGGCGAGUGCUGGUGCCAGCAGGGGGCCUCCCCCGUGCCCGACAGCAGCGGCUACCAGUGCAUAAAUCAAAUUGUCGCGGCGCGUCUCGUUCCAGCCAGCACGGCCGCUAUUGUGCACCCGACUCACUGGUUAAUUUAUGCACAGGCGGCUUCAUGUCGUGCGUGCUGGCCAUGCAGCCGACGCCACGCCCCACAACGGAGCCGGGCAGCCCUACGCACCAGCCGACGCCCAAGCCUACGCCGAAUCCGUCUCAACACCCCACGCUGCGGCCGACUCUCUCGCCGGACGCCACUCCGGCGCCGGCCCUGCCCUACGAGUACGCGCCGACGGCCGACGCAACGCCGUACUGCAGGCUCCGCGACGCUGAAGUUUGCUGGGGCAACACGCAUAGAUUCUCGGAAGUGGUCGCGAACGCCCCCUUCGAGGGCAUCGACGGCGGCGCGUACGCAAGCCCGGCGUUCGGAGAUCUUGAUGGAGACGGGGACCUGGAUCUAGUUCUGGGCGUCGAGAGUGGCGGCAAGCUGCUCUACUUCGAGAACGUGGAAGGAAGAUUCGAGAGACGAACCCAAGGCGCGAACCCGUUCGACGGCAUCGACGCCGGCUCGAAGAGCGCUCCGGCGCUGGCUGACCUAGACGCGGACGGUCGGUCCGGCGUCCGCGGCUUCCACCUCGCCACGACCUACGUCCCGCCGCGCAGGUGAUCUGGACGUCGUGAUCGGAAGCUACGACGGCACCGUCGCGUUUCUGGAAAACACGGGGAGCCGAGAGGCGCCGACGUUCGAGAAAAACGAUAAUCUGCUCGCGGCUGUUACCGGCAAGGGAUACACGCACCCGAAGCCGACGCUCGCCGACGUGGACAACGACGGCGCUGUAGAUUUGAUCCUGGGCCAGCUCCAGUGUGGGUAUCAACCAGCCCGUCUUGCUUGCGCCGCGAAAUUUGAUUUCUGCACAGGCCACCUCGACGACAGGCUCGCCUUCUUCCAAAACACGGGCAACGCGACGGUGCCGCGGUUCGAGGAGCGGACGGACGAGGCGGACCCGUUCAGCAGCAUCGACGUCGGCCGCGACAGCAGCGUGCCGACGCUCGCGGACGUCGAGGGAGACGGCGACCUGGACCUGGUCGUCGUCCUUAGGGAAGGCCAGGUCUGGAAGAUGCGCUACUUCGAGAACGUGGGCUUCACCGGUCAGCCGCUCUUCAUGGCCCGGACCGAGAGCGACAAUCCCUUCGAUGGCAUUUCCGAGACCUACGGCUCCCCGGUGUUCGUGGAUCUUGACGACGACAGCGACGUGGACCUCGUGUUGGGACGUCAAGACGGCGCGCUCGGCCUCUACGUAAACAGGGGAACAUCUACGGCCCCAGAGUUGAUAGCUCGGGCCGACGCGAUAAGCCCACUCGAAUCCGUCGAGGGAGCCGGAGGGAACGGCGCUCCGGCAUUUGCGGAUGUGGACGGGGACGGUGACGAGGACAUCAUCAUGGGUUCGGCGGACGGCGGGCUCGUCUUGUACGAGAACGUCGGCGACGCGGGGAAGCCCCUCUUCGAAAGGACGGAUCUGCUCGACGGCGUUGUCGUGGGCGACGCCGAUAGCACGCCGAGUUUGGUGGACAUUCACGGCGACGGCGCCAUCGAUCUGGUAGUGGGAAGUUCGGGCGGCAAACUCGUCUACUACCGCAACGUGGGCUCGAUGGGCUUCGAGAAGGUCGAGGGCGCGGCGGACGACCCCUUUGCCGGCAUAGACGUCGGGAAGAAUAGCGCCCCGCACUUUUCAGACUUGGACGACGACGGCGAUGUCGACCUCGUCAUCGGGGCGGAGGACGGCAAGCUCUACUAUUACCAGAACGUGGGGUCAUCGACGGAGCCAGUGUUUGUGAACACGACGGUGAACCCCUUCGCGAACGUCAGCGUCGGCUAUUACAGCUCACCCGCGCUCGCCGAUCUCGACGGAGAUGGCGACCUCGACCUAUUCCUCGGGGAGCGCGGCGGGACGCUCAUGCAAUACGAGAACGUGGGAAGCGCGCUGGCGCCUCGAUUCGUGGCCGAGAGCGAGGCGUGGCUCGAAGUCGGCGACGACACGGACGGGAUAGCUCGGAAGCCCGCGUUCGUGGAUCUCGACGGCGACGGUGAUCUCGAUCUCGUCGUGGGAAACGGAGCCGCCGUCGCGUACUACGCGAACGGCCAUUGCAUCAGCAGUCCCACGUCGUGCAACGGUCGGGGAAUCUGCGACGACAACGUGAUGCUUCUGCCGUCGUGCAACUGCCUCACGGGCAUCGCUGGCGAGCAGUGCGAGCGGUGUCAGACGGGCUACUUCGGGGCUACGUGCGACCUCUGCCCCGAGGGCGGCAACGAGACCAACAACAUGCCCCGCAUCACUGACACGUGCGGCGUCGCCGGCAGCGGCCGGAGCCGGGGCACCUGCGACGACGGGGUCGCCGGGACGGGCAAGUGCACGUGCUUCGCCGGGUUUAGCGGCGAAAGCUGCACCAAGGGCGUGUGUCCCGCGGGUACCGUCGAGAACGCGAGGAAGAGUGGCGUGUUCUACGAGGCCUUCUGCGAGCCGUGUGCGAGGGGCGAGUACCAGGUCGACGACCAAUGCGUCAAGUGCCCGUCGCCCAGCACGACGAUGGCGGCGGGCGCGACGGGCUGCUACACGUGCAGCGCCGGCUCCUUCUUCUCGCCUUUCCCGAUCUACGACGGCCGCGACGGCAAGGACCCGGUGCGCUGCGACGACGCGGCCGCGCUCGAGGCCCAGUGCCAAGACAAGGACGACACCGCGUGCUUCGAUAAGUGCUGCCUUCCCUGCGAGCGCGGAAUGGAUUGCGAUAAUCCAGCAAACAACACGCUGCGGGGCGUCGUGAUCGACGACGGCUGGUGGCGGGAAUCGGAAUUCUCGAAGGACAUAUACAAAUGCGAGUCUGCGGUCAGCUGCAAGGGUGGCCUCUGCACCGAGGGGCACAAGGGCGUGACGUGCCGUGUGUGCGCGUCCGGCUUCUACUAUUCGGCGAUCGGUUCGCGAUGUCUCAAAUGCGGGUCCUUCCGCGCCCACCCGAUUGCCAUCGUGUCCGGAAUUUGCCUCCUCCUCCUCAUCGUCGGCUCGUUAUACGUCUUCAAGCAGCGGCGGCCCGAGCUUUUCGCCAAGACGUUCGGCGCGGCCGAGGAGAAACUCCGGAGCAUGGCAAUCGACGCCGGGCGCAAAGACAUCGACAUCCUAGGCGAGGGCAACGAAGUCGCGAAGCGGCUGGCGGAAGCAAACGCUUUGUCCGUGGCUACGGACGGCCUCGACGGCGUCGCCGCGGUCGGGAGGGGUGCCAACAGCGUGUUAUCCAAGGCGCCGACCGAGAUCAACGAGAUGGUCGUGGGAGCUGCGACGGGCGCGGCGACGGACAUACUCGCGAAGAAGGACGAGGAGGAGGACGAAGGGAGCUCCACUAAGGAAGUCGACGAGGAGGAAGACGCAGAAAAGGCGGCAGAGGAAGAGGAGGAGGAGCGCCGCAAGACGUUCUGGGAGAGCGUGCAGACGAAGCUUAAAAUUUUGAUCGCAGUGUAUCAAAUACAGAACGCGUUGCCGUGGACACUGCCCUUCGUGUCGUACCCGGACGCCUUCGAGGCACUUGUGAACUGGCUGUCGUUCAUCGAACUCGAUCUCGUGCGAAUCAUUCCCAUGGAGUGCGCGAUGCCGCACAAUUUCUUCGACAAGCUCUUCGCGUCAACGAUGAUUCCGCUAGUCCUGGCCGGCAUCAUUCUCGUGUUCGGUAAGCUUGCGUCCUUGGCGCGACGGGACCCGGCCGAACGGCGAGCCGCCUGGAUCUACGCGUACAGCUGGUUCCUUCUACUCACGUACGUUGUGUUUACUGGCGUCUCGACGACGGUACUGCGCUUCUUCAACUGCGUCGAGUAUCAGAGCAGAGACGGGGACGGCGCGAGCGUCAAGUUCAAGGUGAUGCAGGCGGACCACAGCAUCUCAUGCGAGAGUCCGACGUACGAGAAGUGGAAGGGCUACGCCUGGAUCAUGGUUUUCAUUUACCCCAUUGGCAUUCCGUCGUGGUAUCUACUUGAGCUGCUGUGGUGGCGCAAGGGCAUCAAUCCUGACGUCGACGAGCGGCGCCACAACCUCACGUCCAAAUACCGGCUAGGCAUGGCUCCGGAGACGCCGCAGGAACAGGCCUACUUCAAGUUUCGCGAGAAGGAGUCGGAGUCGAUGCGCGAUUUGCGCCACAAGGCCUUCGAGCACGUCGAGAUGGUCGCCCUCAGUCUGGACGAAAUCCAAGAGCGGAAAAUGGAGUUGCGCGCCGACGACCACGACAUACAGCACCUCGCUUUUCUCUUCGGGGAGUUCGAGCCGCGCUGUUACUUAUUUGUCGUCUUCGAGUGUUUGCGGCGCCUCGCGCUCACGGGAUUGUUGAUUUUUGUUUACAAUGGCUCGGCGACGCAAGUCGUCGUCGGUCUGUUUAUUGCCAUCAUCUCGAGCCACGUCAUGAGCGAGUAUAACCCCUACAUCGAGGAUAGCGACGACCGCCUCGCGAAGCUGGGCCAGCUGCAGAUAUUGCUCCUGUUCGUCGCGUCGCUCGUGCUGUUCGUCAAGACCAUGCCGGAGCAGGACGGCGCGCCGGGAAAUCUGUUCAAGGGACCGCUCUUCGCGGCGCUGAUGGUAAUCAUCGGGACGAUGACGCUCACGGUGACGUUCUACACGCUCGCGGUCGAGAACCUCAACAUCAAGAGCGCUAAGGACGUGCAAGAUAAGGCAAAGGAGCUGCAGGCCAAGGCCAAGGCCGCCGCCAAGACCGCCAAAGACAAGCUCACAGGCAGGGGCAAGAAGAAGGCGUUCUUUGGCGGUGAUGAGGAUGGUGGUGACGACGAGGACGACGACGACGACGACGCUGCGGCGCAGGUCGUCGUGACGCCGCACGGCGACGAGGGGCCGUCGCUCCUGGAUCAAAAGGAGGGCUGGCUGGCGCCGCCCGCGCGCGAGUGGGGGCGCACCGCGGAUGGAAAGAUGGGCUGGCUGCCGCGGCCCGCGCCGGCAUCCGCACCGCUCGUGCGCGAGAUGCCGCUCCAGCAGGAGGCGCGCGUCGACGUCGAGGCGCCGGCGGUUCAUAAGAAGCACCACCAUCACCACAAGAAGACGUCGCCCGCGGACGCAGACGUCGAGGCGCCGCCGCCGCCUCCUAGUGACGACGAGGAGGCGCCACCGCCUCCGCCCGAUGAGGACGACGACGAGGAAGCGCCGCCUCCGCCCGAUGAGGACGAGGAAGAAGCGCUGCCCCCGCCUCCCGGUGACGACGACGACGAUGCGCCGCCACCGCCGGAGGCCGACAAUAAGACGAAGGGGAACUGGCUCUUGUCGAUCAUAGGUGCCAAGAAAGUGGUGGCCGCUCGGCAAACGCGCAGCGUCGAAGCCGCAUCCGACGGCGGCGUCCCGGAAGCCAAGGCCGAGGAGCCCGCCGCGGAGGAAGAGCCCGAGGCGCGGCGCAAGAAAGCGCCGCCCAAGAAGGCGCCGGCCAAACAGGCUGUGCCCAAGAAGCAGCCGCCCAAGAAAGCGCCGCCUGCGAAAAAGCCAGACGCUCGCAAACCACCGACGCCGGCGACCAAGAAGCGCAGCUGGUUCCCCAAGGGCCGCGCCGCGCAGAAACCCGCCGCCCGGCCCGCACCGGCGCCAGCGGCACCGACGACGCCACCGGGGCAGGCACCGGCGCCGGCGGCCCAAGCGGCGCGGGCGGAGAUAGGGCGAGGGACGGCGCCGCCGGCGCCUGCACCCGCACCUGCAACGACGGCGGCGGCGCCCGCACCCGGGCCGGCGAGCGGUGUGGCCGAGGCAAAAACGGAGCGCGGUGUCGCCGAGGCGAAGGCGGAGUCCGCCGAAAGAACGUCCGAAGCGCAGCCGAAGCAAGCGCCACCCGCGAAGCCCGAGGCGAAGCCCGCGGCGAAGCCGACGACCGCGCCAGCCCCCGUGCCCGCGGCCAAGAAGCGCGGUUGGUUCCCGAUGCGCACUGCGAAACCCAAACAGGUCGCCCAGUCCGCUUCGGCGCCGGCGGCCAAGCCGACCACGCGCGCCGCGAUAGGGCAAGGAGCGGCGCCGCCGGCAACACCUGCGCCAGCCGGGGCGCCCGACGUCAAGGGCGAGCCUGUCCUGGCACCGGCGCCAGCGGCUCAGGCGACGACGCGCGCGGAGAUAGGGCGAGGGACGGCGCCGCCGGCCGACGCACCCGCAGCCGCGCCCGCGACGACGACAGCUGUUGCCGAGGCGAAGGUGGAGCCCGGUGUUGCCGAGGCGAAGGCGGAGCCCGGUGCUGCCGAGGCGAAAACGGAGCGCGGCGUCGCCGAGUCGAAGGCCGGUCCACAUGAUGGAGAAGCCGGAGCGCCGCCGAAGAAAACGCCACCCGCGAAGCCAUCGGCGAAGCCAGCGACCGCACCAUCACCCGCGCCCGCGGCCAAGAAGAAGCGCAGUUGGUUUCCCACGAGUCGCGCUGCGCAACAUAAACCCGUGGCUCAGCCCGAGCCAGCGCCGACGCCUGCGAAGAACGUGGUCAAGGGCCAACCUGCUCCGGCACCAGCGCCGGCACCCCCCACGACGACGCGCCCCGCAAUAGGGCGAGGAGCGGCGCCCCCGGCGGAGGAGGAGAAGGCUGCCGACCAGGUGGCGGACAUCCAAUACAAAAGCGAAGGCAGCUCUUCUGAAGACGAAGACCACGCGUCGACGCUCGAGCGACCGACGACCCCUCCGACCAAGGGGACCAAAGCGGACGCGGCGGCCGCGCCAGCGCCCGCGCCGGCCGCCGCGCCUGCACCGGCGACGAAUACGCGCGCUGCACCGCCGCGGGCAUUGGCGCCGGCGCCGGCUCCAGUUGCGCAAAAGCCGAAGCCGAAGCCCAGGUGGUUCCAGCGCCCAGCUCCGGCGCCGGCACCGGCGCCCCAGCCCGCGCGCGGGCCCCACCACCGGCCCGCCGCUGUGCCUGCUGCGGCACCGGCACCUUCAGCUCGACACGAGUUUCAGUCGCGCCUGGCGUCGCUCAAGCGCGUUGUUCGUGAAGAUGCGCCGACGCCGGCGGCCCAGGCGAUCACGCGUGAAGUGAUAGGGAGAGGGGCGGCGCCGCAAGCGGCGACGCGCCCCCCGCCACCACCGGCUGCGGCAUCUACUCCAUCGCCCGCCGCCGCUGCGCCCGCCGCCGCCGCGCCUGCUCCGCCGGCAGCGGCGCCCCGUGUUAUCACGCGCUCGGCGAUGGCGCCGCAGGCGCUGCGCCCCGCGGCACCGUCGAUAUUUACCGUCGUGGGCCGGGCGGGUGGCCGCCUGCGAGCGGGCGUCGAGAUGGACUCGCCGCACGUCGGCGACUUGCCCCGGGGCUCACACGUCGUCGUGUAUGAACGCGGCGUGACGAGGACGGGCGCGGCGCGCUGCCGCGUCGUGGCCGGCGAUGCGCAGGGAUGGCUCAGCGAGAAGGUCCUCGCGCCCGCCGACGGCGUGGCGGCGGAGGAGAAGGCGCGGGUGAUCGAUUCCGCUCUCCGCCUCCUGGCCACGUCCGCUAUGGCGGCCGACUGGGCGCCGGAAGACGGACCGCCCACAACCGGCUCGCGCAGUCGCGCGUCGGACACGGCGCGCUCCGCUCUUCACGCAGUGACGACGACGGCCACGUUCCGUGCGGCGGUGCGUGCUGACGCGGAAGAUGGACCAGUUGCGACGCCGGCGGGCACCCAGAGCCGCGCCACGACCGCGGCGCGCUCCGCCCUUCGUGCCGCGACAACAUCUGCCGCAUUCCGAGCACCGGCCGCUGUAUGGCCGGAAGACGGACCGGCAUCGACGCCGCCUGGCGCGCCCGGAUUAUUUCGCCCCACUCUGCAACCACCACUGCACUGCCGAGUAUGCCUCCAACGGCUGCCGUGCGAGUGCCCGACGCCGGUCCCGGCGGCGUCGACUUCGUCGUUGGAGGAUGGUCCGCCGUGAAGUGGCCCCUGACCGCCCGCGCCCGGACUCUGUACAUAACCACCCCUGCCCCCCAUCCACUGCAGUAAUGCUUGACACCAGA